GUCACAUACUCCAAGGGAGAGGUGAAGAGAGAAGCUGGCCGCAGGAUUCGUUUUCCAGUAGAUAGGGUUACUUGUUUGAUCCAUAACGUGAGCUUCACUCGUCCAAAUAAGGCGUAUGAUAUACCAAAAGAAAGCUCUCAAGACUAGGAAUCCGUGAAGGUCUGGUUUGCAGAAAUCGGAGUAGUGGAAGGCUUCCAAAUCGUCCGAGCAAAACACAACCUCGCAGGAGAGGAUUUAAUCUUCUAAAGAAACGAGUUAGCCGGAAAACACCCAUUCUAGGGGCUGUUUUCGUAUCAAAUAUUAGGCGUUGAACUAGCACUUUGAGGGGGCUGUUUAACACUCAUUUCUAAGCAAGGAAUCAGUUCUCAAGCUCCCUUGGCCGAGGCUUUGGUCAUUGGAUCGAGAAGGAAAAUUUUAAAGCUCAUUUGAGGUGCACUCCAAGAUAUUUCAUGGGUAGAGAAACCAAUUUCAUGCCCAAAAGAUCUUUAAUCCUUGAAUGUCUGGAAGUAUGAGCUUUUCCACAGAUGAAAGAGCUUUUGGAAAAAUUAAUCAUCUGUCCAGAUGCUUCUUGAUAGAAUAUUACUACUGGCAGAAUCAUCCUCAACAGAUGGAGCAUUAUAAAGAUCAGAGAAGAAUGCCACCGCCACAUCUGCAAUGUCCUGAGGAGAGGAGAGCUCUUGCCCAGCUUGAUUUUUAAUAGAGGUAUACUUGGGACCAGAGUAGGGAAUGUCCACCAAAUUGCAAUUAGCAAUACAAUCUGCAAAUUCAUUAAUAUCAUAGAUAAGAGGCAGGGAGGAGCCUUUGUGUUCAUUAUAACUGGCAAUGGUAUUGAAGUCUCCUCCUAUCAUCCAUGGAUCUUGAAGAUUACAACUGAAGGUUGAGGCUAGAGCUUGCAUCCUGUGCUCGUUGAUCGAGUGAUCCCUCGGAGAGAAGACUUGGUUCGUGCUUCCUCCAUUCUAUUUGAAACAUUAAUAAAUUUGCUCAUGGAUAUUUUACUAUAGAGCCUGCGUGCUCAUGAAUAGCCCUGUGUGGCUCUUUUGUUUUAAACAAUGUUUCCGCUGCGUUAUGAAUUACUUAUUAUGUUUGUUUAUGGAUGUUAUGUGUGUGAAUGAUAUUCAAGACGCCUUGUAUAAUAUGAAUGUGUUGGACUGCGGUUGACUAUUCGUAUUGUACGGCGGGUUGUUGACGUGUCCUUGGAGGUCCGGGGCGUGACAUGUUUGAUUUACCAGUAGUCUUAACACCUGACGAGGAGGGCAAGGAGCAGGUCAGUCAUGACGUUGAUGCAGCCACUGAGGUAAGUUUGGGUAUUGAAGAUGAGUUGGGAAUAGAUGAUUACAAGUUCCAAGAGAGUGGGGGUGAGAUAGAUGAUGUUCAUAAUGAAGAAGUCCCGCUCCACAAGCAAGAAUUCCCUUCUUGUACACAUGCACCGGUCCACUCUUACGUGGUUUCAGAUUUGGAUUUCUUUGAUCCAUUCCUUGGUGAUGAUAUUUCUUUGUGUGUGGAGAAUGAUCACAACUGCUUGGAGGAUAUUAAUAAGAAGAGUGACAAAACGAAUUGGGAUGCAUUCAUGGGGAGUGAUACAGAGUCUGGAGGAGAGGUUGUGAGUGUUCAUGAUAUUUGUGGAGAAGAAAAAGACUUUUCUAUGGUGCACAUCGAUCACGGUGUUGCUCCUAAUCUUUGCUUUGAGACAUCUUUUGAGCUUCCGGUGAUACCUAGAGUAAUCAAAGUUCUCACUCAUGUUCCCUAUCCACCUGAAGAGGAUGAGAGUUUCAUACUUCACUUCUGUGCUGAUGAGGGUUAUGAAGACCAUGUGCUGCCUACGCAUAUUCGAGAAUUUAAGAAUCUGCGCCACCUAAUGGCAUUUGUUGAGGGGAAGCUGGAAAUGUUGAUUACUAGUGCACCAUUACAGUCUUUGCUAUUUGAGAGCUUACGAGGUAUCGUCGGGCAAACGACGUUAAAAAUAGCGCUUCUUGGGAGGCAACCCAAGCUUAUUUCUGCAUUUGUUUGUUUGUUUGUUUGCUUGCUUUCAGAAGACCCCCGGGAAAAAAAAUCCCAAAAAACGGGGUGUUUUCUGUGUUUGUUUUUUUGUUUGUGUGUUUUGUUUGUGCAGCUCAGGAUCUUGCUUUGGGGAUGAUGUGGCGAGGAUUACAUUGGCUCAGUUUAGUUCCGCACCGACUAGCGCCUUAGGGAAGUUUCUGCAACUUUUAUAAUCGCCUGUUUUGUAAAUAUUGACUUGAGUUGAGUUGAGCACGCGUGACCCAAUCCUCUUUACCCCCUUGUGCAUAGUGCAUUUUUGGUCAUCGAGGGCGAUGCCAAAGUUUAAGUGUGGGGAAGUGAAUUGGGCAUUCGGGCAGUAUUACAUGUGAUUAUUAGAGUUAGCAUGCGCAGGUGUUAGUUGUAUAUUCGUAGAAAAGUCAUUUCAAAAUUUUUGAAUUUUUUCUUUAAACUGUGUCUUUGUGAACUGGCUAACGUUUUGACUAUGCUUUUAGAAUGUCCUUGAAGUGUUUAGGCUUAAAUUGCUUGCAUGAUAACUUAGUUGUCGAUAGGACGAAGGCAUUAGUCACCCAUUGUAUGAACUGACAAAGUUCCCAUUUACCUGAAUAAGUUCCUAUAAGAGAAACCAUUUUGAGCCUGACCGUUCUUUGUUACCCAAUUAAUUGAGCUCCAUAGCCAAAUGGCCAGUGUUCCUUACCCGUGAAUAUUUCUGACUUAGUUUUGGUGUUUAGGGAAUUAGGGGAUUAAUUUGCUAAGUUUAGGGAAUUUGUGUAGGAGUCAUUUUUGGCACUGUUCCUAUGCCCCAAAUGGGGUAAGAGCAGUUACUUUUUAGGAAUAUGAUACUUUCGAGGAUUGCAUUGUAGGCAUGGAUUCACUUUGAAAUUAAUAAACUUUAAUUGCUAUUUUUCCUUGGUGAGGCCGAGAUUAGAAUGGGGUAAUGUCUAGUGAGAAUUCGAAAGGUGAAAAAUUAAUAUAGCUAGACCUCUUACUUUGCGAAAAAAAAGAAAGGGAGCCCUGGUCAAAAAGCGUAAGAUGAGACUUGGGUAUCUUUCGAAAGAAACGGCAUUCUCGUGCCAACAUGACAAGGAAAACUAAACUUAAUCAAUGAACUUGGAGGCUAUUGAAAAAUUAGCUUUAGUCCUCCGCGUACUUCAAGUAUACGUCAAAGCACAAAUGUGCUGAGACGGUUUAGCUUAGUUGUACACCAUGUCUACUCUUUGCAUAGGUUUAAAUGAUUGUUCCUAAAUUGUGGCCUACUAAGUUCCUUGUUCUUAAAAAUAGCCCCGAAAUUCCCGAAUGCAUUGAGUCUUUGUCAGGAUGUUCCAAACUCUCAAAAAAAAAAGAGGGACUGAUUUUGAUUAUCCAUUGACCAUUCACCACCACCUUAACAAGUCCUUCUGAUCAAUAGCUAGUUUAUUUGUGUAUGUUGUCACUAAUUUGAGGAUGUUGUGAAUAAAUUUGUCAAAUAGUUUAGCUUGAGUACAAAGAUGUAGUUUAGGGAAGAAUUUUCUUGGUUUAGUCUGCCUGUUCUGUGAAUAUCCUUUUAACUACGUGUGCAUGCUAAUUAUUUUAAUUCUGUGUGGUGAUUAUCGUAAGUCCCGUUGUUCAGUUUGUUUGAGGACAAGCAAAGGCUUAAAUGUGGGGGAAUCUGAUAAGUCCGUAUUUAGACACACAUUUGAUGCAUGUCGGGAUUGGAUUUUGAUGGUUUUACUAGCUUUAAGGUGUUAUAAGUCUCAAUUUUAGCUCAAGUUAUGUUUACCAGGCGUUGGUUCGAGUUUUGUGUCAUUUGGAGUCAAAAUCAAGAAUUUAGAGUUCGGCACCGGCGCUUGAGAAGCAAUUGGGAUGAGUUGAGAAGCAUUCGAGAGUGAAUUGAGAGCAGUGGAGUUCAACGGGAUGUUUACGAUGAAGAUUUGAUGACAAACGAGCUCUAGGAUUGGUUAUGAGAUCAAAAGAAGAUGAAUAAAGCUUGAAAACGGCAUUCAGGAUGACCUUCUGUCAAUCGUUCAAGCAUAUCUCUUUGUAGAAGCAUCCAAAGAACACGAUUCAAAGUCCACAUGAAAGCCAACUUCAAGAGCUACAAAUCAUAUGAAUACUUCAUUCCGAGAAUCUGAGAGGACGAAGAUGAAAACAGACAAUGAAGUCAGAUCAUCCCUGCUGCGAUUUCAGAAUGAGACCUUCCACCAUUUUAUUCAUAUCUCUUGAUUGGAUGAUCCAAAUCCAAUUCGGAAAGUUGUUGUGGAUAGAUGACUUCAUUAUCUACAACUUUCAUGAAGGAAGUUUGGUUCAAUUCGGAAGUGUUACGCACGUGCGUGCGGGAACGCACGACCGUGCGUCUGAGGCGAGAAAGCAAGGAAGAUACUGCCAGCAACGCACAGCCGUGCGUUGGGGGACGCACGCCGUGCGUUCCAUAUUUUUACGCGGCUAUGCUCCAGACGCACUGGGGGACACACGUCGUGCGUUGCCCCUGGAAUCCUAAUUUCGCUCAAAUUUCACCCGAUUUUUCUAUUUAAACAGCCGGUAAACCCCCGUUUUCAAAGGGGGGCUUAGAGAGAGUGCCUAGCACGAAUUUUAGAGGGCUUUUCAGCCUUGUUCAUCAAUCUUUUGGGAUUCUUUGUAAGUUCCACCUUUUUAAUUAAUGAAAAUUAAUUCUUUUUAUUCCAAUUCUAUUGAUUCUUCAAUUAUGAAUUGUGAGUAGUUUUAAUUAGGGAUUUGGGAUUGAUGAAGGGGUUGAUCAUGAUGUAUGGCUAGAUUCUUGAUGGGUUAAUUGCAUGAAUGCCGUUUAAUUUGUGUUUGAAUAAAUUAAUUGAUAUCUUUUGUAACCUAGAUGGCCACUAGAAUUACAAUUGCAUGUAGAAUAAAUUAAGAGAGAUCUAAUUUAUUCUAGGAC
This is a messenger RNA of Cuscuta epithymum, 4882 nucleotides long. Lineage: Eukaryota; Viridiplantae; Streptophyta; Magnoliopsida; Solanales; Convolvulaceae. The record is from the annotation of a GenBank genome assembly.